This is a messenger RNA of Ilex paraguariensis (yerba mate), 1283 nucleotides long. Lineage: Eukaryota; Viridiplantae; Streptophyta; Magnoliopsida; Aquifoliales; Aquifoliaceae. The record is from the annotation of a GenBank genome assembly.
ACUUUGUCCAUAUUCACGACCUAUAUUGUUCCCUGUAAAAAGACUCAGCUCAGUGUAUUCCAAAUUUAAGUUCUGGUCUGGACCGGUUCGAGCCGUCGCCGGCGAUUCAGCAGCCAUGGCCAACUCAGUCAGAGUCGCUGCCGCUCAGAUGACCUCCGUCAACGACCUUUCCGCCAAUUUCUCCACCUGCUCUCGCCUUGUCAAAGAAGCAGCUUCGGCUGGGGCAAAAUUGCUUUGUUUCCCUGAAAACUUCUCUUAUCUGGCUGCCAAGGAAGGGGACAGUCUGAAGAUUGCCGAACCUUUAACUGGACCAAUAAUGAAAGGGUAUUGUUCUCUUGCAAGGGAGUCGGGCAUGUGGCUCUCUCUUGGAGGAUUCCAAGAAAAAGGAUCUGAUGAUGCGCACUUGUGUAAUACUCACGUUUUGAUUGACAAUGCUGGGGAAAUUAGAAGCACAUAUCGAAAGAUGCACUUGUUUGAUGUGGAUGUUCCUGGAGGUGUGGUAUACAAGGAGAGCAGCUUUACAGAACCAGGGAAGGAUAUUGUCACGGUAGACAGCCCCUUCGGAUGUCUGGGUGUUACAGUUUGUUAUGAUUUGAGAUUUCCAGAGCUUUAUCAGCAGUUAAGAUUCCAUCAUGGCGCCCAGGUUUUGUUGGUACCUGCUGCUUUCACCAAAGUAACAGGUCAGGCACAUUGGGAGAUUCUUCUUCGUGCUCGUGCUAUCGAAACCCAAUGUUAUGUCAUAGCUGCGGCACAAGCUGGGAAGCAUAAUGACAAAAGAGAGAGCUUUGGUGACACCUUAAUAAUUGACCCAUGGGGAACAGUAGUAGGUCGGCUACCUGAUCGACUAUCAACGGGCAUUGUGGUUGCAGAUAUUGACUUCUCAUUAAUUGAUUCAGUGCGGGGAAAGAUGCCUAUUUCAAAGCAUCGGAAGCCCAUUGAGUUCUGGAAAUCGGCUUCUCUGUGAGUAUAGAAGGCCCUCUCUAUUUGCCCAUUAUACACAGGCAACAGAUAAUCAGCUGGCUUCUAUGUAUUAAAGGAUAUAGUCAAUAAAAUCCUUAAUUAUAUAACAUGCUGAGCAACCUGCUCGGGGUCGGGGUCAUAUGCGUGUGCUUGUGUUCCUUGUGUUACAUUGUGUUCUGUAUCAUCAAAUACAAUGUUUUCAGUUAGUAGUUUUGCGACGUUGAUUCCAAAAAUCUUGUACCAGAUGACUGGAAAUGAAGAUAAAUGUGUUCUUGGGUGGUGUUGAUCAUUACCAGUAGAAGCACAACUUAUUUAAGAAGGGU